AUGGAUGAGGGAAAGUCUCAGUAUGCGGCGACAUCCUCGCCGGAUGUCGAGGAGCAUAUGAGUAUUGGACGUUACAUUUCCACUCGUAUUUCCUCACUGGUUCCUCCUAUGAACCCCGCGCCCAACCCGUUCAAGGCUUUGACACUGCUCAACAAGACUCAGUGGCUUAAUUUCACGGUCGCGUUUGUCGGCUGGUCUUGGGAUGCGUUUGACUUUUUCACUGUCUCACUCACUACCUCCGAGCUUGCCAAAUCAUUCGAUAAAUCCGUGACCGACAUCACAUGGGGAAUCACCCUGGUGCUGAUGCUGCGAUCCGUCGGCGCGAUCACCUUCGGAAUUGCCUCGGAUCGAUGGGGCCGCAAAUGGCCGUUCAUUGUUAACCAGCUUCUCUUCGUGGUCCUCGAGCUCGGUGCUGGUUUCUGUCAAACUUAUAAACAGUUCUUGGCUUGUCGUGCCUUGUUUGGAAUUGCCAUGGGUGGCUUAUAUGGUAAUGCGGCUGCCACCGCGCUGGAGGAUUGCCCUCCUGAAGCCCGGGGUAUUAUUUCAGGACUCUUGCAGCAAGGUUACGCCUUUGGAUAUCUGCUAGCCACGGCUUUCGCUAGAGCUCUCGUUGAUACUACCCCUCAUGGCUGGCGGCCACUGUUCUGGUUUGCGGCUUGCCCACCAGUCUUGAUUAUUAUCUUCCGUUUGUUCCUAGGUGAGACGGAGACUUUCCGUCGGCGUCAGGAAGCGCGGCAGGAGAUGCGGGGAGGUGUUGCAGCUUCGUUCAUGUCAGAAGGGAAGGUCGCACUGAAGAGACAUUGGCUACUACUUGUAUACCUGGUUCUGCUUAUGUCUGGGUUUAAUUUCAUGUCGCACGGAUCUCAGGAUCUUUACCCGACAAUGCUGCAGAACCAGUUCAAGUUUUCGAAGAACGCCGUCACCGUCACACAAGUCGUCGCCAACCUGGGCGCUUUGUCAGGUGGUGUAUUAUGCGGUUGGGCUAGUCAGAUCUUCGGCCGUCGGUUCUCUAUCAUCGUCAUCUCCAUCGUCGGUGGCGCCCUUCUUUACCCCUACACAUUUGUCCAGAACAAGAAUGUUAUCGCCGCAGCCUACUUCGAGCAGUUCAUGGUCCAGGGUGCAUGGGGUGUGAUCCCUAUCCACCUGAUGGAGCUGUCGCCAGGAGCUAUCCGUACCUUCGCCGUCGGCACCGCCUACCAGCUUGGAAACUUGGUCUCCUCUGCUAGCUCGACUAUUGAAUCAACCAUCGGCGAACGCUUCCCACUGCCUCCGACUAAAGCAGCACCCCAUCGCUACGAGUACGGCAAGGUCAUCUGCAUCUUCAUGGGCUGUGUCUAUGCCUAUGUUAUUUUGAUUACACUUGCUGGGCCAGAGCGUUUGGGUCGUAACUUCGAUGCUGAGCAUGAUGCGGACCUCCAGGAGGUUGCUGCUCACCGUGGAAUCAGUGCCAAGGAGGUGGACUUGGGGGAUGAUCCAGAGAAGGCUAGGACUUCGAUUGUGCCGUAG
Penicillium vulpinum is the source of this 1506-nucleotide messenger RNA. Its product is annotated as sugar transporter family protein. Bases 1 to 1506 code for a protein of 501 amino acids. Gene Ontology annotation, cellular component: plasma membrane. Gene Ontology annotation, biological process: plasma membrane lactate transport. Gene Ontology annotation, molecular function: secondary active monocarboxylate transmembrane transporter activity. The transcript is spliced from 3 exons. Lineage: Eukaryota; Fungi; Ascomycota; Eurotiomycetes; Eurotiales; Aspergillaceae. The record is from RefSeq and is a predicted model, not a curated record.